AACGGCGUGUCGCAGCCGUCGGUACGUUUGCCCCUCUUACUGCUUGAAUAAUACAUAAAUUACAUACAUACAUGCAUAUAUAUAUAUAUAUAUGAGGGUGAAAACACUAAUUUGGUUGUUUGCAGGUCCCAUUCGACUACAACUAUGGCUCCUUCCCACCCUCCUUUUCACCAGUGGGAAUCGCACCGCAACAUUCCCCGCCAGAGUCAUUUACACGCAAUACCUCGAUAGAGAUAUCCCGAGACGCCGUCGACGGUACCGAUGAUAUGAAUGGAGACCGGAAUUCCGGUCGAGGCAGUAGCGAAGAAAAGGAGCCCCUCACGCCAGCGCAGAGUCGCCGCAAGGCGCAGAACAGAGCUGCUCAACGAGCCUUCCGCGAGCGCAAAGAGCGCCGCGUCCGUGAACUUGAGCAGAAACUAAACGAUCUAGAGCAAACCUCCACCACUCUGCACGCUGACAACGAGCGGCUGAAGCAAGAGCUGGCGAGGAUUGCGACCGAGAACGAGAUUCUGCGCGCCACAUCCUCAACAACAUCCCCUGGGUCAGGAGCAAAGGGGGAUGGUGCAACAUACCAUGACGACACCGAGAAUACGACCACAGGACCCAUGGAGUUCUGUCCACGGGACGUCGAGAAGAGUAUCGCAGAUAGCCAGAAGGACGGCAAUUUAGCGCAUCGCAUCGUGAUCAGUUCGAAAACGGGCGAGAAAUUGCUGAAUGCUCGGGCUACGUGGGAUAUGAUUCAGAACCAUAGAAUGUAUAAAGAAGGGUUGGUGGAUAUUGGGGAUGUGUGUGACCGGUUAAAAGGGUUUGCGCUGUGUGAUGGCCAGGGCCCGGUGUUUGAGGAAGGAAGAGUUAGGAGGGCGAUUGAGGAGAGUGUGGCUUCUGGGAGUGACGAGCUCAUUUGAUUCAUUCUUAUUUAGUUAAGGGUUCCUGUUUGUGCAUGUUAUAUUAGGCGUUUUGGUGAGUGAUCCAGGGUUAUGCUCUAUGUAGGAAAGAGCUGGAUUAGGGGGCCAGUGGUUUGGCCUCCUCUGAGGGAUUUGCGUUACAGCGAUGGCGUACAUUGGCAAUUGAUGUGUAUACAGUGACGUAUAACGAAUACGAGGGAAAUGAUCCCGCU
This is a messenger RNA of Talaromyces proteolyticus, 1117 nucleotides long. RefSeq lists its product as uncharacterized. The coding region runs from base 267 to 905 and encodes 212 amino acids. Gene Ontology annotation, molecular function: transcription cis-regulatory region binding; DNA-binding transcription activator activity, RNA polymerase II-specific. Gene Ontology annotation, cellular component: RNA polymerase II transcription regulator complex. The record is from RefSeq and is a predicted model, not a curated record. The transcript is spliced from 2 exons. NCBI's taxonomy places the organism in Eukaryota, Fungi, Ascomycota, Eurotiomycetes, Eurotiales, Trichocomaceae.